Molecule: messenger RNA, 1728 nt
Organism: Sphaerulina musiva SO2202
Lineage: Eukaryota; Fungi; Ascomycota; Dothideomycetes; Mycosphaerellales; Mycosphaerellaceae
Exons: 3
Coding region: 1-1728 (575 amino acids)
Source: RefSeq, a predicted model, not a curated record
AUGGUCGACGGAACCACCUUCCGCCCCACCGAGCAGUUGGCAAACAGCCAGGUCAGGCUUCCCAAGAAGCUCAUUGUGUGCUGUGAUGGAACCUGGAUGGACGCCGACAAUGGCUACUCAGGGGGCAAGCUCCAGAAUCCGUCGAAUGUGACGAGGAUCGCACGAGCGAUUAUGUUCGAAGAUGAUGCUAAGCAUCCUCAAAUUGUCUACUACCAAAGCGGUAUCGGUACUGGUCUCGGUCUCUACGAUCAGGUUCUUGGAGGAGGGACCGGUAUUGGACUGUCAGAACAUAUACGGGAAGCAUACAGCUUUCUAGGCAUGAACUAUUCUCCCGAUGACCAUCUGUGUGGACCAGAUUCCAUAUUUCUCAUAGGUUUCUCGCGUGGUGCUUUCACAGCGAGAAGUCUGGGUGGCUUCAUUGCUGCAGUCGGCGUUCUCACACGAAAGGCGAUGCCAUAUUUCUACGAAUGCUUUUCCGAUUGGGAGAACGUCGGUGUAGCAGGCUACAAGCCACGAUUCCUGGACGCAUACUGUCGAGCCAAUCCAGAUGAGAGGUUAGAUGCAAGACUAAGCCAACCAGAUCCAGCAAUAGCGCAUUCCAGGGAUGUCGGCGCCAUCGAUGAGUACAUGAGGCAGUACAAAAAUCAUUUGUUGUCCCUAGGCUUAACACAGGAAGCUCAGAUCAAAUGUAUCGGUGUGUGGGAUACUGUCGGCGCCCUCGGUAUCCCUGUGAACCCAGUCUUCCAGGGCUUUCUGCCUGCCUUUAUCAAGGAGUAUAGCUGGUACGAUACGCGGCUCAGCAACGCCGUUGAGAAUGCCUUUCACGCCCUGGCUUUGGAUGAACGACGCUUUCCUUUCUCGCCUGCAAUAUGGGAGCGUGACGACACAGGAACAACUAAUCUGAAGCAAGUCUGGUUUCCUGGAGCGCACUCCAACGUGGGAGGGUCAUACGAUGACUACGGGAUGGCAAAUAUCACGCUUGCCUGGAUGAUGGACCAACUGAGUGGCAAUACACGAGAUCCCAACAAGGCAUUCGAUCCACUCGACUGGAUCAGGUUUGAUGAUGACUUUAUCAACUUGUGUUUCCGACAGUCGAGCAACUAUUACGCCAGUAACUCCGGACUCGACGACUACAACGGUUGGGCAAUGGGAAAAGUCUAUGAUAGCAACACGUUUCCCCAGUCCCUAGCAGGCGCCAAAGUCCGAACACCCGGCCGUUAUCAAAAGACAGACUACCUCACAGGCAAGAACACGGGAGUCCCAUUGAGUGUGACAAACGAAUACAUCCAUUCCUCUGUACGAGCACGCAUGGACCUCGCAGGCCGAGGCGUCGAGCCUCAAGCCUGGCACCAAAAAAUCUUCUCCUUCAUCUGGCGCCUCAUCACGUUCCAAAAAGCACCCCAUUUAUAUCAACCGCAAUGCGCACCUCGCUGGAAAGGUUUUCUCGCUCAAGCUGGCCCUUUGUAUUCAUGGAAGCUCAUCGAUGGACACCCUUCACACGACAUCCCCAACAUGACCAUCGACAUGAGCCCCGGCGGCCUUCGCGAGGCGCAUUGGAAAUUUGAAGGCAAUGGAAAAUGCACGACGGAUAUUUUCAAGGAAGAUGUUUUUGCUGAAGGAGGUUAUGAGGAGAGAUUGUUGUUGCAUGAUCAAGAGGUGGCGAGUAUUCUCUCGAGUAAUAGGUAUAAGAGACCGAGGAAGGAGUGGCGUUGGUCGAAGACGUUUUGA